Messenger RNA from Rhinichthys klamathensis goyatoka, 2926 nucleotides. It is a transcript of the gene wdr36, whose product is annotated as WD repeat domain 36. Gene Ontology annotation, molecular function: protein binding. Lineage: Eukaryota; Metazoa; Chordata; Actinopteri; Cypriniformes; Leuciscidae. Gene Ontology annotation, biological process: rRNA processing. Gene Ontology annotation, cellular component: Pwp2p-containing subcomplex of 90S preribosome; small-subunit processome. The coding region runs from base 120 to 2810 and encodes 896 amino acids. The record is from RefSeq and is a predicted model, not a curated record. The transcript has 23 exons.
AAUGUAACACAAUUUGACAGCAUCGGGUGCUGAUACAGAAAUGUGGGGGAAACGGUGUUAACAUUUACUUGAAUUCCGUGCAAAGUCAGUGAAGUUUAGAGUUCUACGGGUGAAAAUACAUGAGCAAUAUGUCUGCGGGUAAGAAAGGAAGCACGAUCUUCUCUGGAUUCAGGGCGCUGGGGAAUUACUCGAAUCAUCUGGCGCACGUGCUUCGCUUCCAUAAGAAACACAGAGAGUUCUAUGUGGUCACUGCAGUCGGACAGUGUUUCCACACAUAUAAUGUAAAGAAACUUGGAAUCGUCGCAGUCAGUAAUGCCCUGCCAGAAGAAAUUUCAUCCCUGGCGGCAGAUCGUAUGCUUGUCUAUGCUGCAUAUGGAAAACUUAUCUCAGCUUUUGCAAAAAGCAAAGAGGUUGUUAACACAUACAAAGGCCAUCAAGCUGAUGUUCACUUACUGUUGCCUUUUGGAGAUCAUCUCAUUUCUGUCGACAAGGACAAUGUUGUCAUUAUUUGGGAUGUCGCGUCUGAAGACACAUACCUGCAGAUUUCAUAUGACAAAGCAUCAUUUGAGGUCUCUGCACUGAUGCACCCGAGCACCUACCUGAACAAAAUCCUGUUCGGAAGCAGUCAAGGGAGUCUUCAGUUAUGGAACAUCAAAUCAAACAAACUCCUGUUCACAUUUCCUGGAUGGGCAUCUGCUGUAACUGUUCUUCAACAGACUACAGCUGUGGAUGUUGUGGGUGUGGGUUUAGCAUCUGGCCAGAUCAUCAUGCACAAUAUCAGAUUUGAUGAAACACUGAUGAAGUUCCAACAAGACUGGGGUCCAGUCACAGCUUUAUCCUUCAGGACAGAUGGGCAUCCAAUAAUGGCAUCUGGCAGUCCUAUUGGACACAUAGGGCUGUGGGAUUUAGAGGAGAAGAAACUAGUCUGUCAAAUGCGAGAUGCUCAUACAACAGCCAUUGCCGGCCUCACAUUUCUUCAAAAUGAACCCCUCCUGAUCACUAACGGAGCGGACAAUGCCAUACGGGUGUGGAUUUUUGACGUUUCCGGAGGAGACGGCCGUCUUCUAAGACAUCGGAUUGGUCACAGCGCCCCACCAACAAAGAUUCGACACCAUGACCAGAGCGGCUCUCAAAUUCUUAGCGCAGGUCAAGAUGGUACUUUGCAGUCAUUUUCAACUGUUCAUGAAAAGUUCAACAAGAGUUUGGGGCACGGCACCCUCAACAAAACAAAAGCUAAAAAAAAAGGUGUGAGGAACGACAUAGAAAAACUUCCGGCCAUCACAACUUUUGCCUCAGAAACGGCUCGUCAGAGUGACUGGGAUGGCAUUAUUGCAUGCCACCGUGGUUUCCUUAUGACUACGACGUGGAAUUACCAGAAAGGUUCAAUGGGUGCUCACAGGUUGCAGCCUGAACGCCUUGACAGGAACCUUAUCGUCAAUGUUCACGCAACCGCUGUGGAUAUCACCUCCUGCGGGAACUUUGCAGUGAUUGCACUAUCUUCAGGACACAUUGAUGUGUACAACAUGCAGUCUGGUUUUCAUCAAGGAUAUUACGGAGAGGACAAGGCUCAUACAGGGCCUGUGCGUGGGGUCGCUGUGGAUGCGCUGAACCAAUUGACUGUUAGUGUGGGAGCAGAUUGCCUUCUGAAUAUCUGGAAGUUUAAAUCGAAGGAGCUGUUACAUACACACAGCCUGCCAGCCACCCCUGCUUCAUCUCAGCUUCACAGGGACAGCGGGAUGCUUGCUAUCGCGCUGGAUAAUUUUUCAGUUCACAUUCUGGACAUGGAAACUAGGAGGAUUGUUCGCAAAUUCUCUGGAAAUCGUGGGCAGAUAAACGACAUGACAUUUAGUCCAGAUGGACGUUGGCUGAUUACAGCAUCUAUGGACUGCACCAUCAGAACAUGGGAUCUUCCAUCUGGCAGUUUGGUCGACUGUUUCCUGGUAGACGCGGCAGCCGUCAGUCUCAGUAUGUCCCCUACCGGGAACUUCCUGGCCUCUUCGCAUGUUGACACCCUAGGUGUUUACUUAUGGUCCAAUAACACACUGUGCAGUAUGGUGUCAUUGCGCCCUCUACCUGCAGACUAUGAGCCGACUGUGAUCAUGCUGCCAGGCACCUGCCCAAGCAAAGAAACAGAAGAAGAGGAAGGUUUAGACCUUGACAGUUCUGAGAUGGCUGAGUACAUUUCACCAGCACAGCUGGAUGAACAUCUGGUCACACUCUCACUGCUUCCUGACUCGCGCUGGAAGAACCUGCUGCAUCUGGACAUCAUCAAGAAAAAGAACAAACCCAAAGAGCCUCCAAAAUUACCCAAAGCGGCACCCUUCUUCAUUCCCACCAUUCCAGGGCUGGUGCCCCAGUUUGCGCAACCAAACACACCCUCAGAGGGCCAGUCUAAAGUUGUCAACUUGGGAGUGUUGGCACAGAAGUCCACCUUCUACCUUCAGCUUGAGAACUCGUUAGACAGCAACUCAUACGAGGAGCCAGUGAAGCUGUUGAGAGAGUUGGGCCCCUCUGCCAUUGAAACAGAACUUCGGGCCCUGUCUCCAGAUAUGGGUGGAGAUGUCAGAGUUAUGCAGAGUUUCCUCAAGAUGAUCCGCUGCAUUCUUCAGUCCAAAAGAGAUUUUGACCUGGCUCAAUCCUACCUUGCAUUGUUCCUCAAGCUUCAUCUUCGGUUCAUCGCAGACCAGCCGGAACUGAUGGAGGAGGCAGAGCGUGUGUCGAAGAACCUGGAGGAGAUGUGGAUGUCCAUGCAGAUGCUCUUAAACCAGAACAUUUGUCUGUUGUCUUAUAUCAAGAGUGCACUAAUAUAAAGCACCUUUUUUCAAUGUAGAUCUUUUGCAUUUCUGAGAAUCUUGUUGACUGACUGUGUCAGACUAAAUGUUCUUGCUCUAUUUUGUUAAUGCACAUUAAAAGUAUUCCAAAUCUA